Molecule: messenger RNA, 2642 nt
Organism: Myotis lucifugus (little brown bat)
Lineage: Eukaryota; Metazoa; Chordata; Mammalia; Chiroptera; Vespertilionidae
Gene: ZNF174
Product: zinc finger protein 174
Exons: 3
Coding region: 406-1110 (234 amino acids)
Source: RefSeq, a predicted model, not a curated record
AAGUCUCCUAACCAGAAUUCGGGACAGCCGGUGCCGGUGUCUGACAGCUUGAACUUUUCCCGGAUCAUGCUGCGCGUUUCUUCUGAGACUUCGUGCGCUCAUCGGUGAAAUAAAAGCAGUAUUUCCCCCACAGUUUUCUCUGAGGAUUUUAUGACUUUUCUCCUUCACAAGAUAGUUCUAGAAACUAUCGGAAAGACAGACGCCCUCCACUCCCAGGGACUGUGUUGCCUUCAGGAGUCUGGAGUCAAGGCCAGUGAAUGAGAAGGGCCUGUCUGCAUCCUGUCCUCGACACCUUCAGGAGAACUUCGUUUCUAGCGUUUAGAACGACUUCUCCAGGGCUAUGAUCCCUCAGGCUUGAGCUGUUUGCGAGGAGAAGAAAAAAAAAGCUGUCUCCUGAGCCCCAAAAUGGCAGCUAAGAUGGAGAUAACGCUGAGCUCUCAGUCCCACAUUCAGGCUUCUUCCAAGCAAGAGAGGCACAUCAUAGCAAAGCUAGAAGAGAAGCGGGGGGCGGCUCUGCAAAAGGACUGCCCCAACCCUGAGGCCUCCCGCCAGAGCUUUAGACGGUUUUGUUAUCAAGAGGUGUCUGGACCCCAAGAGGCACUCUCCCGGCUCCGGCAGCUCUGCCGGCAGUGGCUGCAGCCCGAGCUGCACACCAAAGAGCAGAUUCUGGAGCUGCUGGUGCUGGAGCAGUUCCUGAACAUCCUGCCCCCCGAGAUCCAGGCUCGGGUCAGGCAUCGAUGUCCAAUGAGCAGCAAGGAGAUGGUGACUCUGGUGGAAGAUUUUCACAGAGCAGCCAAGAGACCAAAGCAGUGGGUGGCUGUUUGUAUGCAGGGGCAGAAAGUGCUCUUGGAAAGAACUGGACCUCAGCUUGGAGAACAGGAACUGCCAGACUUUCAACUGCAAACUCCUAGGAGAUAUCCUAGGGAGAACUGUUUGGAGGAGCCUUUCCAGGCAGGACUUCAGGACCAGUUUAGCCCCCAUCAGUGGGAAAAAUUCCCACUCCUUCUGGAGCCAGCCACCAAAUUGGCUGGGACAGCUUCCUAUAUAAUGCAGACAGAUCCAAGUAUGACCACUGAUGAACUUCCAUGCAAGCUGAGUUUCAUCACUUAAAAUGGUCCUAUACUAAUAUUUAGAAGGGGCCUACACAAUGUUCUUUUCAUUAGAGAAAAAGCCCACUCCAUAUUAUUUUCUGCCUCCUUCUCCUAUGACAUUUUCUGUGCUUUAAACUUUUGUGUCCACUUCCUUACCUGUCUCUGGUACAAUGCCAGUAUAACUCUCAGCCCUACUCCGCACAGCCCUGUGACUGCUAAAACUGAAUGACAGUGACCUUUGGCCAGUCUUGGUGAAGUAAAUAUAGGAUACAGCCAGCAAGUUAGAGAGUUACAAGAAAACUGGAGCCUUGAUCCCUUCAGAUUUGCUACAGUCAGUGAAACACUUUGAUUUGAUUAUUCUCAGAAUUCAAGAAUGGAGAAGAACUGGGGUAUCCAAUAGAAAAUCAGUGUGACCCUGGCUGAGGUCCUGCCCCAUAAUCUAUGGCCUUUGUGGACCUGAAUAAAGUGGACCACACACACUCCCUUCCCCUGGCUCAGCAAAGGCAACUGGCUGUGUGUACAGUAUCUUCCUGCAUUUGUAGAUUCUCAUGCUUCUCAUCCCUAAGAUCCAACAGUGUCUUUCUUCAGAGCUGCACUGUGCAAUAUAGUUGCCAUGAGCCACAUGCAACUGUGUAGAUGUUAUUUAUUGAUAUAUAAUUCACAUACUAUAAAAUUCACCCUUUUAAAGUGUGAAUUUUAGUAUAAUUACAGUGGUUUUUAGUAUAAUUACACAGUUGUGCAAUCAUCACCACUAAUUUCUGAAUAUUUUCAUAACUUCAAAAAAGAAACCCAUACCUGUUAGCAGUCACUCUCCACCCCUCCCUCUCUAAUCCCUGACAACCACUGUCCACUUUCUGUCUCUUGAUUUGCCUAUUCUGGACAUUUCAUUGUCCAGCAUCAUGUAAAAUGUGCUCUUUUAUGAUUGGCUUUUUUCACUUAACAUAUUUUCAAGGUUAAUCCAUAUUGUAGCAUGUAUCAGUACUUUAUUCCUUUUAAGGCUAAAUGAUAUUAUAUUAAUGGACAUUUUGUUUAUCAGUUGGUGGACAUUUGGGUUUUCACUUUGGGGUAUUAUGAAUAAUGCUACUGUGAAUAUUUGUGUACAAGUGGACAUGUUUUCAUUGCUCUUGGGUAUGGAGUGGAAUUACUGGGUGAUAUGGUAACUAUGUUUAACUUUUGGAGGAAACACCAGACUGUUUUCUAAAGAGGCUGUGCAAUUUUACAUUCCCACCAACAGUCUAUGGGGAUUCCACUUUCUUUACAUCCUUGCUAACAUUUGUUACUGUUGUCUUUUUUAUUACAGCCAUCCUAUUAGGUGGGAAGUGGUAUCUCGUAGAUGUUUUGAGUUAUUGCCCUAGUAACUAAUGAUGUUGAGCAUCUGUCCAUGUGUUUAUUGGCCACUUAUAUAUUCUUUGGAGACAUGUCUGUUCAGAUCCUUUGCUCAUUUUUAAAUUGAGUUAGUCUUUUUAUUGUUGAAAGAGUUCUUUACAUAUUCUGGAUACUAGAUCCUUAUAUAGAGUUUGCAAGUGUUUUUCCUAUUCUGUGGGUUGUCUU